Dicrocoelium dendriticum is the source of this 1314-nucleotide messenger RNA. Lineage: Eukaryota; Metazoa; Platyhelminthes; Trematoda; Plagiorchiida; Dicrocoeliidae. The record is from the annotation of a GenBank genome assembly.
AUGUCUAAUCGCCAACAUGAACAUUGGGUCUCUUCGCGGUCUCUGGAACUUAUCGAUGCUCGCCGACAUAUCCCGGCUGGAAGCGAGCACAAUGAAACUCGCAAAGAGCUCCGGGCAAAACUCCGUGCUAGCCUGAAGAAAGACUGCAAAUCGUGGUGGUCUCGUCGUGCAACAGAGAUGGAAAUGGCCGCUGCCCUUGGUAACCAUCGUAAGUUAUUCCGUCUUAUACGGGAAACGGGCAGCAGGAGACCUGGUGUUAGUGAAACUAUACGUGACGAGAGUGGACAGCCUACCCACAACUUAUCAAAACGCCUGGAAAGUUGGGUUGAGCACUUUGAAAGGCAAUUUAAUCGGUCGGAAUUGUUAGAUUUCUCGCCUACCAGUGAUCGCCCUGCUCCGUGGGCUGUUCCUUUGGAUCCACCCUCUCGCUCAGAAGUCGAACGUGAGAUCGGACUGUUGAAGUUGACCAACCCCGCGGGACCAGAUGAUCUUCCUCCAGCCCUCUUCAAAUUCGGAGGCUCUGCUCUUGUUGAUGCUUUACAUGAAUUCCUAGUGAAACUGUGGGAGCAGGAGACUGUCCCAACCGACUGGAGCCGCUCUGUUAUUGUUCCCAUCUUCAAAGGUGGCUCGCACUCGGAAUGCGGCAAUCAUAGAGGAAUCAGUCUGAUCUCCAUCGCCUCCAAAUUACUCGCCUCCAUAAUUCUUCACAGACUGACUGGCGCUCGUGAAAGCCAGAUUCGUGAGGAGCAAGCCGGGUUUCGUCGUGGUCGUGGCUGCAUCGACCACAUCUUCACCUUGCGUCAGUUGUUGGAGCACCGCCACACAUAUUGGCGGCCCACCGUAAUCGUGUUCCUCGACAUCAAAGGUGCCUUCGAUUCGGUUGAUCGAUGUGCCCAUUGGAAUUGUUUACUCAGGAAAGGUGUGCCCGAGAAAUAUGUAAAUAUUAUCCAAGCAUUAUAUGCGCGUAGCACGGGCAGAGUGAUGGUUUACGGCAAGCUGCCACCACCCUUUAAUAUCUCCAUUGGUGUGAGACAAGGAUGCAUGCUGUCACCUUUCCUCUUCAACUUCGCUGUUGACGAAGUCAUGGAAAUCGCGUUUACAAGACACGACUUAGAAGGUGUGGAGCUACUCCCAGGAGAACGACUUCUUGACUUGGAGUAUGCAGACGACAUUGCCCUCAUCUGUGACAGCUCGCAGACGCGCGAAGCCGCGCUGGACAGAUUAGCACUGGCUGUCCGUCAUUACAAACUUUGCUUCACACCCUCGAAGUGCAAAGCGUUCCCCAAGAUUGGUCUGAACCUUCUCAUGCGCUGA